Molecule: messenger RNA, 855 nt
Organism: Tetrahymena thermophila SB210
Lineage: Eukaryota; Ciliophora; Oligohymenophorea; Hymenostomatida; Tetrahymenidae
Exons: 2
Source: RefSeq, a predicted model, not a curated record
AUGUUUCCAAAUGUUAUCAUUCUUUGUGGUUAUAUGAGUUGUAUGUGUCUAUUAACAAGAAAGAAAAUAGUAGUUAUAAAGGGUAAAUAAAUAGAGCUGAAAAUAAUUAUGAAAUAUGAAAAAUAAUCUUAAAGCUAAUUUAACCAGUCCAAUUUAAAUGAAGUAGUAACUGAUAACUCGAAAUUGUAGCUGAUUUAAAAGAAUGAAACAGAAAAAUUGUUAUUAUAUGAUAAAACAACAAAAAAUGAUAUGAUUAAACUAGUCAAAUUAAAGUAAAAUAAAUAAACCCAAUCAUUUCAUGACAAUGGUACAUAAACAGAAAGAAAUAGUUCAAUUUAGCUAAAUGAAUAAUUUGAUGGUAAAUAAUUAACUUAGGAAUAAGAGGAUGCUGGUAAAGCUAUUAGUAAUUUAAGAAGACAUAAAAGCUUAAACAGAUAAAAAAAAUCGCUGUCAAUAUUUUAAAAUAACAUAAUUUAUGGUGCAUUAGUAGCUCCGUAAUGCAAUAUCAAUAGCAUUGUAGAGUUCAAAUUACCAUAACUUAGUCCUUAAAUGAGUAAUAAAUAGCAUUAAAAAAUAAUAGAAGUAUAGCAAUAAAAUAAUAAGAUGAAAAAAAAUCAAAUUCAAAGAACUCUUUCAUAGGUAAAAUAGAAUUAACUAGCUUAAUUCAGUUAAUUAAUCCUGCCUCCAAUAUAAACUCCAGAAUAAAUAACAAAUUUUAAAAGUAAGCUUUUUUCAGACAUUAAAAAAGAGAGAUUUUAAAAAUUCAACUGUGAUUUAAAAGAAAGAAUUUUUAAAAUUUAGGACAAUUAUAUUAAUAAAAUAUAAUUUAAUUAAUUUGUCGAUGAAUUAUUUUGA